Talaromyces proteolyticus is the source of this 1947-nucleotide messenger RNA. RefSeq names its product putative cytochrome P450. Lineage: Eukaryota; Fungi; Ascomycota; Eurotiomycetes; Eurotiales; Trichocomaceae. Gene Ontology annotation, molecular function: iron ion binding; heme binding; oxidoreductase activity, acting on paired donors, with incorporation or reduction of molecular oxygen. The transcript has 3 exons. The record is from RefSeq and is a predicted model, not a curated record. The coding region runs from base 152 to 1753 and encodes 533 amino acids.
GUUAUUGUUGGUGAUUCGUUAUCGGUAAUUGGUCAUGUCAUUGGUCGAGGUAACUAGGUCAUUAUUAUUAUAAUAAGCACUGACAGUUCCAUCGCCGUUCUGCGUUUCCUGUCGUUCUUUAAGAUGAUGUGAUAUCUAGAACUACAAGGAAAUGGCUCCAGUAUCAAUUCUACCAGAUCUGGACGGCUCCCUGGGGAUCGCCCUUCUUUGCUUCGUUCUCUUGACAGUAUUGUACACUAUCAAUGUACUAUUCUUCCGUGUGGCCAGCCCAAAAGGCGUGCCUCUGAUACGAGAACCACCUGGGAACACGAGCUUCAGCUUCAAGACACGACUCGCGUAUUUUACCGACUGCAAGUCUCUUUACCGCGAAGCCUACGAAAACUACUCUAAAAAAGGCAAAGUCGUCAUUAUCCCAGGCUUCGGUGUCCGCCAGGAGAUCAUAUUGCCUACUAGCUCUUUGGGCUGGGCAUUGAAGCAGCCUGAGACCGUGCUCAGCGUCGGCGAUGCUUUUGCCGAAGUCGACCAAGCCCAUUACAGUCUCGGUCACUCAAAAUAUGUCACCGACGCGUGGCAGGGCCAUCUUGUCAAGACUGAACUAAACCACGUCUUGGAGAAUAUUGUUGCUGCGUUGAAUGAUGAGCUGGGAAUUGCUUUUAGUGCCUAUUUUGGUACUGAUGAGGAUGAGUGGAAAGUCAUUGAUCUGUUGGAGACCAUACGGAUGGUUGUGGCGCAGGCAGCGAGUCGGUUUACAGUUGGAUUGCCAUUGUGCCGCGAUGUUCAGUAUAUCCGAGACUGCUUUGACGCGAUCGAUGGCUGCAUCAUCAACGCGGGAGUUACUGGUGGCACUCCUCCUAUGCUACGCCCCUUGGUCGGACCAAUCGCCGGUCUCAAGACUCAGCUCGCCCAGAGAAAGGUCAGGAAGCACUUUGAGCCAAUCUACCGCGCGCGCCUCGAAACCCUCAAGUAUGCAAAGGAUGACCCGCAGCAUGUCGAGCCUCAGGACCACCUGCAGAUGAUGAUACGCUUCGCACAGAAGGAGCGACCCGAUGAGCUCUACGAUCUAGACGUUAUGGCUCGCCGUCUCACCAGCGCCAACUUCGGCUCCAUGCAUCAGACAAGUAUCCAAGCGAGCAACAUGCUGCUGAAUAUCUUGGGCUCGGAUACCGAAUACAACACCAUCGCCAUUCUUCGCGACGAGGUCAAUCAGGUCAUGGGCACCGACACGGAAUGGACCAAGGCUAAAGUAUCCAAGAUGAUCAAGGCAGACAGUGUUGCCCGCGAGACGCUACGCUGCCAUUCGUUCGGGGGCAGAGCGGUUUUCCGCAAAGUUCUAACCCACGGGGUAGAAACCGACACGGGUAUUAAGCUACCCAAGGGAUCCCUGAUCUCUUUUCUUAGUCAGCCAGUGCAUACAGAUGAAGACAUGUAUGAAGAAGCGCUCAAGUACGACCCGUUCAGAUUCUCGCGGAUCCGAGAGUCUGAUCCUGAUUCGACCAAGAUAAAUACGCUUAGCUUUGUGUCGACGAGUCCCAACUAUCUGUCAUUCGGCCACGGUAAACACGCUUGUCCAGGGCGCUUCCUGAUCGAUUUUGAGUUGAAGAUGAUAAUUGCGUAUGUCCUCAUGAACUAUGAUAUCAAAUUUCCGGAAGAAUACGGCGGCAAGCGGCCUGAAAACCGGUGGUUGACAGAGGCAAUUAUGCCUCCUGAUGGCGUGAAGGUGUCAAUUAAGAGACGGAAGGCUACGACAUCCUAAUAAGAAAUGGGUAGAAUAGUCAAUAUGGAAUUGGAUGAAAUAAUUAUGGUUAUCAAGAAAAUUUCAUUCUCAUAUCUGACUCCGGGCUCAUAAACAUGUAAUACUCCAACUCUUCAAAAGUUUUAGCCAACUCCACCAAAAUCUCAGUCAACUUCUCAGGCGCUGCAAGCUGCGGACUAAAAAAUACAUAUAAU